UUGGCGACAGCGAAAGCUUCACGUUACUUGCAGGAACACUAAAGAAAGGAGGAAAAGCGGCCAGCGGGAUACACACACUGAUUUUAUUGAGAAAAGCUGUCAUAUAAUCUACAGACGCUGGUAUCUCAGAAAACAUCUCCCCUGUGAAGCCUGUGGCGAAGUUCAUCGUGGAAUGUGCUGGCAGCAGUGACUGGUUCAGUGGCAGCGGUGCCAACAGCUGUCAUCCCAUGAGCUUUCCUCUGGCCUGAGCUGUGUGCUUUGGGCUCCGGCCUGGUUCAUCUGGAUCUCUGUGCUUCGGCACUGCAGUCAUGGAUCACCCCAGAGAGAAGGAGGGUGAAAGGCCAGUGAGGAGCAGUAAAGUGGCCCAGGGGCGCAGCGGGCACUCGCGGCCCUCCAGCUCCUCCACGUCCUCUGGGGUCCUUAUGGUGGGACCAAACUUCAGAGUUGGCAAGAAGAUUGGCUGUGGCAACUUUGGAGAGCUGAAGCUUGGAAAGAACCUCUAUACCAAUGAGUAUGUUGCAAUAAAGUUGGAACCUGUGAAAUCGAGGGCCCCACAGCUACAUUUGGAGUACCGGUUCUACAAAACAUUAGGCAGUGCUGUUGAAGGUCUGCCUCAGGUCUAUUAUUUUGGGCCCUGUGGGAAAUACAAUGCCAUGGUUCUGGAGCUGCUGGGCCCCAGUCUUGAAGAUCUCUUUGACUUGUGUGACAGAACAUUCUCCCUCAAGACCGUCCUGAUGAUCGCCAUUCAGCUGAUUUCUCGCAUGGAGUAUGUGCAUUCUAAAAACCUCAUCUAUAGGGACGUGAAGCCAGAGAACUUCCUCAUCGGACGACAAGGAAACAAGAAGGAGCACAUAAUUCAUAUUAUAGACUUUGGCCUUGCGAAAGAAUACAUCGACCCAGAAACCAAAAAACACAUUCCAUACCGGGAGCACAAGAGCCUCACCGGCACGGCUCGAUACAUGUCUAUUAAUACUCACUUAGGGAAGGAGCAAAGUCGGAGGGAUGACCUCGAGGCGUUGGGUCACAUGUUCAUGUAUUUCCUCCGGGGUAGUCUCCCCUGGCAGGGAUUAAAAGCUGACACAUUAAAAGAACGCUACCAGAAGAUUGGGGACACAAAACGAAACACUCCCAUUGAGGUUCUCUGUGAGAACUUUCCUGAGGAGAUGGCCACCUAUCUGCGCUAUGUCAGGCGGUUGGAUUUCUUUGAGAAGCCGGAUUACGAAUACUUGCGGACCUUGUUUACGGAGUUGUUUGAACGAAAAGGAUAUACCUUUGAUUACUCUUACGACUGGGUUGGCAGACAGAUUCCCACGCCAGUGGGGUCGGUCCACGUGGACUCAGGGGCAUCGGCCAUCACGCGUGAUAGCCACGCACACAGAGACCGACCCUCCCAGCACCAGCCCUUAAGGAACCAGACGGCCAUCUCCGACCGCAGAGGAGCUUGGGAGGUGCAGCCCAACCGGCAGACAAACUCCUCGUAUCUGACCUCCCACCUGGCAGCGGACAGGCACGGAGGCUCAGUGCAGGUGGUGAGUUCGACUAAUGGCGAACUGAAUGCAGAUGACCCGCUGGCGGCCCACUCAAACGUACCAAUUGCUGCACAGGCAGAGGUGGAGGUGGUGGAUGAGGCCAACUGCGUGAAAAUGCUCAACCUGUGGUGCUGCUGUUUCUUCAAGAGGAAGAGGAAGAAGAACACGCCACGACACAAAUGAACCUCCGGCCUCUCCACGCAGACCUGUUCCUUUGCUUGUUUUUAGAGCGUUCAAAUAAAGAAAUUUUACAAGCCGACAACAGCGAGCCCUCAAAACGCUUCAAGGGGGACCUACGUUCGAAAACGAAGAGGCAUGCACACGUUGUCUCUAUGGGGAUUGGCUUUAAUUUUUGUUCGUGUUUUCUUCCACAUGUUAAUUUUGGCAGCGACAUGCCUCCAGACCAUCUUCCUCAGACUGUCUCUGGGAUAUUCACACAAGAAAAGAAAAAAUCAAACAGCUCUGCACUUCAUUUGCUGUCUCGCCUAUUUAGCAUUCUCCUUGUCCCUGGUGGUGGACGUUAAGGCGAGGAAGUCUCUGAAUGUGCCCUCUCGUAUUCUUCCUCCAUGACGGACACAGUUCUAGCCCAUUGUGUGAUAUAGACGGAGAGAGAGAAAGUCACUCAACUUUUUCCACCACCAACUCGCAACUCUCAACGCGGCUAGCACACGACCCAUUUCUGUCUGCUUAACCCUUCUUUUAAAUGUUUGGAUAUUUGUCGGCUGAUUGUUGGUUCUCACGCUGCAGGAAGUGGUCCAAGCCUUAGAAUAUGAUUAGCAUUUGACGUCUAUCGGAGUGAUUUAACGUGCACAGGCGAGUAAUAAGCAAAUAAAUGUUGUAAUGAUGGCCUUUACACGUGAACUUUGUGAAAGUGUGACGUAAGCAGCUCUGUUUCCAGUGGUAAGGGGAGUGAUGCGUGCGAUGGGGUGCUGGGACAGCGCAGAUUUCGAGUGAAUGUGAUGUUCCAUUGACUAGUUUUUAAGCUGCUUGUUCUAAAGCACUCCUGCCACUACAAACCCACCAGCCAGUCAUGCUGCUUUCUCCUUUUACGAUAUCGUACUGCUUUGACGUAAAUCUGGCUGCUUUCCUAGCCAAAGUGGCCAGUAAGACUUUCCGUCUCUUCGCUUUUGUGGUUCUCUUUUGUAUCGGAAAACACACACUUUCUGUCAUUAUAGUCGGGUUAUUAUUUUCAGAAACAAUCCCUGAUAAACAUUGGGUUUUUUUAUACCAGAAAACUGCUUAUAAUUCAGAAUGAGAAUAACCGUGUUUUAGUUUUUUUGUGCCGGUGUGGCUUAUGGGUCUAUUGACUCAACGUGUUCAUUUAAAUCAGAGGAAAAUUCAACUUGCUUUUUUAGCAACCGUUAGUAGUUGUGGAUGACUCCAGAAGUGAAAUAAGGUGAAAUCUGGGAGGAUGCAGACUGACUAUAGUGACUGCCACUGCAAAGCAUCUCGAUUCAAUGCCUUAACACUACUACUCGAGUCUCUCUGCAAUACGACGUUACAAAACUCCUCCCAUGCCUUCAUACCAAUGUGAUGCAUGCGGCGUCUCAGUUCCUUUCAGGAGGUUUGAGUCACUGAAUCUAAUGAAUAUGAAUCGGAUUAUGUGUCAGAAAGUGAUAAAAAGAGGCCCAUCUUUGUAAAUGCUCGUGAUAUUGUUAAUAGUGGCCAUAAGCAGCUUGGAGACGGGGCAGCCCUUGACCUCUUAUACAUAGGAUGAGGCAGUCCUUUCCCAAGCUCAAUAUUUAAUGGGACAGUUCACCCAAAAAUUACAAUUCUGUCAUUAACUCACCCUCAUAUUGUUUCAAAACCGUUUGACUUGUUUUCUUCUGUGGAAAAAACGAAGGAAGAAAGUAAGCCAGACAAGUUUGGAACAACAGUAGGGCUGAGUAAAUUACAGAAUUGUCAUUUUUGAGUGAACUACCCCUUUCAGACAGGGAUUAUUAGAUUAUAAAAAUGUGGUUAUAUGAUAAACGAUUGCUGUAGUUUUGGUUGUUGUUGUUGUUGUUGUUUUACUGAGAGAACAGACGCUAUAAUCUCAGUCGUAAUGUUGCCUUGCUCAUCUUUUUGUUUCUCUUUCGCCAUUCACCUAUUCACAGCAUUAAAUCCAUGUUUUAAUUUUGUGCUCUUUCUAAUGUAUAGUAAAUGUGAAUUAAUGUAAGAUAAAUUAUAUUACUAUUAUUUUAUUGCGAUCACCAUACAAACGUUGAGAGUGAAGCCAUAUGAGUGUGAGACUGCACUAAAGCUUUGUUCGCCCCUUGUUUACCAUAUUAACCUGUGCAUUACUGUAUUGAACCGACCGUCUAUCGUAAAGAAUAGAGGCUGUUUGAGGAAUCAAAAUGUGUCCAGUACGUUCGAAACCCUUGGUAGAACCGAGACGUUUCGGCAUAGAAGAUUGAAAAACAGUGGACAAAUGAUCGUUUUGUUGAUCAUAUUGAUAUCUCAAAAAGGGCGUAGUAUCUUCCACUCCUUGACUCAUCGACUGAGUUAUCCAGCCCUGGCUUUUUGUGUAAAUAGUUAACUGGCGAGCUCCCAGAUGUCCUAAAUGCCAUUUGUCGUCACUGGCCUUCUGUUCCUUCUAGAAUUAUGCUUACUGAACGUUUAGGGUCGGAGUUGACCGGAAUUGCGUUUGAAUAUGACAUGCAUGUUGGGUUGGUUGGUAAUAGUGGAGCUAACCAACCAUUUUCACCAGUGAAAGUUAUUUAAAAUAUUUACCUUAUGCUUAUCCACUGUGAUGCAGGUCACUUUGGCUCUAAAUUAUUCUGUGAAAAGUACUUGAAUGAUACGCUUGGAAAUCCACUUGCGCAGAUGCAUCGAGAGAUGCCUCCCGUAAGGCUUAUUAUUUAACAUUCUUCUCUUCAUAUGUAUUACGUGCCUCGCUAGAGUUGGAAGACGAUGUAGUAUUUUUUUGGGAUGUGGACUGCUUGCUAUUGCCAGGUGCAUCUGGCUGUAAGGAGAAUGAAUUUGCAAGACAAGUUUUCCCUCUUUUAACCCCUUAAUUCUUAUUGACUCUCUUCCAAAGUGAAAAAAUGCGAGGCCUUGGCUAGUUACAGAGCCACUUGUUGGAAAUGUUUUGUGGAUAAUAAGCAGUGAAAUUGUUUAGUUUGUUGUCUGAGAAUGGUUUGAAAAGGGAUAGUUCACCCAGAAAUGGAAAUUCGAUCAGUAAACGAUGACAGAAUUGUAAUCUUUGAGUGAACUAUCGCUUUAAUCUUCGAAAUUAUGGUUUAGGCGGAUGUCCUUUGGGAUUAAAAGUGAACAAUGGUGAACAAAGACACCAUCUGCUGGUUGUUUGGUUGUUUAAAUGUAAGACACUACACUUGACACUGAAAUCACACUCCCAAUAUUGUGUAUAUGAAGUACUUUCAAUGAUGGAUGGCUAGAUAAUUCGAUCAUAAUGAUUACUGGCUCUAUUGUCGCUGCAAGGUAAUUAUUUAAAACCAUCUUUCAUUUUAUUUUAGUUUUCCCUUUUUUUUAAAUGGUUGUACCAUAUGUUUUUGUACCUUUUAUUUGAAUAAAGAUGGUAUCCUUAGUUAUGGCCUUCUAAGUCUAUUUGAGGUUUAAUGUGAAAUGUAAAAUCCAUUUAGAAAGCCCAGUCCAUCUCUGGCCUUUGCUUUUGCAUCACAGUUCUGAUGUUGGGAAUUUACACACAGAAAGGCUAUUCUCAUAUAGAACAAAGUUCAUGGGAUUUAUUGUCAAUGCAGAUUCUACGUGCAUGGCUUUUGAUUCCGAAAGCAAUGGAAACUACUUAUAAAUGGGGCACUGAAGAACAUUGUGGGCAUGAAGUUGAUACGCUGUUAUUCUGUGGCUGCGUAAUGCCUUUAAACACUACUGCAAGGCCGUGAGUCUGACCCUCUGUAAGCUUGAGUUCUGCAGGUAAAUCUCCACUGCAUACUAUUUUGCCGCUGUAUACUGUAUCGCAUUUCCAUUGUGUCUGCUACAGAGUCAUAGCUUUUUUUCUCAAAUGUCAAUCAUUCCUGUGUCUAUUUCAGUUCAUGUGGGAACUUGUUGAACAAUUAAUAUUUUUGUUGUAACUGAACUGAUUGUUCUGGAUUAACUGUUCCUUUUUUUUAAUGACCUCUGAAUGAUGAUUAUAUUACAAGACUCUGGAUAGGAAAGCACUGAAAUAUUUGAAUUCAUUUUUGUUUUUUUACUUUUUGUAGUGUUUGUUUCAGUAAGAAAGAUUGACAAAAUUGCGUUUCUGUACUUUAAACAUUAAAAACGUAAUUGUACAGUACUGCAAGAGUCAUCCGCUCUCUUGUUCUGGUUAUACUUACAAAGAUACUUUACAUUUCAUUGUAUUAUGGCUUUAUUGUGUUGAAAUAUGAAUGUUACUUAAAUGUAUUUCAAUGAUUUUACUUUGUCAAGGGCUUCAACUGUGAUGGACCCAUCUUCUCCUCUUUUUCUCUUCACUCUCUUUAAAUAUAUUUUGGUUUUUACGUUGCAGAAAGAUUAAGGCCUAAAUCUUUAUCUUAAUCUUAAAAUGCCUAUUUUCCUGAGGAGUCAUAUAAAGUUCCAUACAUAACCCUUCAAAUACAUUUUUUUAUUCCCUCCACUCUUAAAGGGAAACUCAAGUUUGCACCCCUUUUUUAUGUAAAAUAAAAGAAAAAUGCCUCAACCUCA
This is a messenger RNA of Myxocyprinus asiaticus (Chinese sucker), 6146 nucleotides long. Its product is annotated as casein kinase I-like. The coding region runs from base 309 to 1712 and encodes 467 amino acids. The record is from RefSeq and is a predicted model, not a curated record. The transcript is spliced from 14 exons. Gene Ontology annotation, biological process: endocytosis; positive regulation of canonical Wnt signaling pathway; signal transduction. Gene Ontology annotation, cellular component: nucleus; plasma membrane; cytoplasm. Gene Ontology annotation, molecular function: protein serine/threonine kinase activity; ATP binding. NCBI's taxonomy places the organism in Eukaryota, Metazoa, Chordata, Actinopteri, Cypriniformes, Catostomidae.